Molecule: messenger RNA, 1470 nt
Organism: Orycteropus afer afer
Lineage: Eukaryota; Metazoa; Chordata; Mammalia; Tubulidentata; Orycteropodidae
Gene: MMP20
Product: matrix metallopeptidase 20
Biological process (GO): amelogenesis; extracellular matrix organization; proteolysis
Cellular component (GO): extracellular matrix
Molecular function (GO): zinc ion binding; metalloendopeptidase activity
Source: RefSeq, a predicted model, not a curated record
AUGAAGAUGCUCCCUGCAUCCGGCCUUGCUAUUCUCCUUAUCACUGUUUUGAAGGUUUCCACUGCAGCCCCCACCCUAUUUGCAGCCACCUCUAGGACCUCAAAGGACAACUACCACCUUGCCCAGGCAUAUCUUGACAAGUAUUACAGAAAGAAAGGAAAACCCCAGAUUGGUGAAAUGGUUGCAAGAGGAGGCAAUUCCAUGGUAGGGAAGAUUAAGGAGCUGCAAGCAUUCUUUGGCCUCCAAGUCAUGGAGAAGUUAGACCAAUUGACCAUGAACGUGAUCAAGAGGCCUCACUGUGGAGUUCCUCACGUGGCCAACUAUCACCUCUUCCCAGGUGAGCCCAAAUGGAAAAAAAACACUUUGAUGUACAGAAUCUCCAAAUACACAUCUUCCAUGAGUUCAGCUGAUGUGGACAAAGCAGUAGAGAUGGCCUUGCAGGCCUGGAGCAGAGCCAUCCCUCUGAGCUUUGUAAAAGUAAACUUGGGAGAAGCAGAUAUAAUGAUCUCUUUUGAAACUGGAGAUCAUGGGGAUUCCUAUCCAUUCGAUGGUCCUCAAGGGACUCUGACCCAUGCAUUUGCACCUGGAGAAGGCCUGGGAGGUGAUACACAUUUUGACAAUGCCAAGAAGUGGACUAUGGGAAUGAAUGGCUUCAAUUUAUUCACUGUUGCUGCUCAUGAACUUGGUCAUGCAUUGGGCCUGGCCCAUUCCACAGAUCCCUCAGCACUGAUGUAUCCAACUUAUAAGUACCAGCAUCCCUAUGGAUUCCACCUCCCCAAGGAUGAUGUGAAAGGGAUCCAGACAUUGUAUUCUCCCCUUUGAAUCUUAAGACUUUGGAAAACACUCCCAGGAAAGCCUUCUGUGCCCCAUGCCCCUCCGCAUAAUCCAUCACACCCUGACUUCUGUGACUCCAGCUUGUCCUUUGAUGCUGAGACAAUGCUGGGAAAGGAGUUACUUUUCAUCAAGGACAGGAUUUUCUGGCAGCGGCAAGUACACUUGGUGGCAGGAAUCAGGCCCAGCACUAUUACCAGCUCCUUCCCCCAACUUAUGUCCAAUGUGGAUGCAGCUUAAGAAGUGGCUGAGAGGGGCACCGCUUACUUCUUCAAAGGUCCCCAGUACUAGCUAACAAAAGGAUUCCAAAUACAAGGUCCUCCUCGCAGUAUUUAUGACAUUGGGUUCCCAAGGUUCAUGCAGCAAAUAGAUGCUGCUCUCUAUCUCAAAGAAGCCCAGAAGACCCUUUUCUUUGUGGGAGAUGAAUACUACAGCUAUGAUGAAAGGAAAAAGAGAAUGGAAAAAGACUAUCCAAAGAAUACUGAAGAAGAAUUUUCUGGAGUAAAUGGCCAAAUAGAUGCUGCUGUGGAAUUAAAUGGCUACAUUUACUUCUUUUCAGGACCAAAAACACACAAGUAUGACACAGAGAAGGAAGAUGUGGUUAGCGUAACGAAAUCAAGUUCCUGGAUUGGUUGCUAA